Molecule: messenger RNA, 711 nt
Organism: Glarea lozoyensis ATCC 20868
Lineage: Eukaryota; Fungi; Ascomycota; Leotiomycetes; Helotiales; Helotiaceae
Exons: 4
Coding region: 1-711 (236 amino acids)
Cellular component (GO): membrane; cytoplasm
Source: RefSeq, a predicted model, not a curated record
AUGGUCGGCAGACUCAUAGCCAAGUUUAAUGGCUACUAUGCCGAGAGGCCAGUCCUCACGAUGAUGAUAACGAACGCGGUAUUGGGAGGAAUAGCGGACACAGUCGCCCAAUCGAUCACCGCGAUUCGAUUAUCAGCGUUGAGAAAACCCGGAGGGAUAACGAAAGACGAUACUGUUGCGAUCGAGAUCCAUGAGUUGGAUAGGAAGAAUCCUUUCAAUCAGCAAACUUUAAUACCGGAUGUAAAGGCUCUGCCACCUCCGUUCGACUUUGAGAGAUUGACGAGAUUCAUGGGAUAUGGAUUCUUGAUGGCACCUAUUCAAUUCAAGUGGUUCUCAUUCCUAUCAAGGGCUUUCCCUAUCACCAAGUCCUCUGGUCUCGGACCAGCAAUGAAGAUGGUUGCUUUUGACCAACUUAUCUUCGCACCAGUUGGAAUUGCUGUGUUCUUCACAGCUAUGACAGUGGCAGAGGGCGGUGGACGACGGGCCGUCUCACACAAGCUCCGCGACAUGUAUCUUCCUACUUUGAAGGCCAACUUCAUGGUAUGGCCUUUGGUACAAAUCAUCAACUUCCGUUUGAUGCCAAUCCAAUUCCAGCUCCCAUUUGUGAGCACAGUGGGAAUCGCAUGGACGGCAUAUCUUUCGCUCUCCAACUCUGCUGAGGAAGGAGAGGCUCGGUCAGCACCCAACUCACCUAAUAUCCGCUUGUUGUAA